Molecule: messenger RNA, 5588 nt
Organism: Cyprinus carpio (common carp)
Lineage: Eukaryota; Metazoa; Chordata; Actinopteri; Cypriniformes; Cyprinidae
Product: insulin receptor-like
Biological process (GO): protein autophosphorylation; multicellular organism development; glucose homeostasis
Cellular component (GO): membrane; axon; insulin receptor complex
Molecular function (GO): insulin receptor substrate binding; ATP binding; phosphatidylinositol 3-kinase binding
Source: RefSeq, a predicted model, not a curated record
UUCACGCCGGACUCCGCUCCAGCAGCCGCUCCGUGUUUUGCGCGGCGCCGUCUUCUGUGCCCCAGCUGACUAGCAGUACUUGUUUACUGGUGGAGGUACACAGGGAGAGACGAGAGGGGGAAAACCAUACCGCCGACAACACCAGAGAAGUUUUUCCCACUUUCAGCCCAUUCCCACGCCAAUGAGUGCAUCGAAACCGCGCACCGGGGUCUUGUGGACGCAACUGAGCGGUUUUAUGGGCAGGCCGGACACGCGUUGGACGCGGCUCUUUUGAUUAACGUGGAAGAUUAGAACGCAACGCGGCCGUGACGCGCGUACGCUCACACACUUCUGGAGCAUUGUGCUGGAAGCUAAGGCUUUUAGGGGAAUAUCCAGAUUUUUUCAUUGGGCUCUGAACGCUUUGAAUUUACACAGACGUGUGUGGACGUUUAAUAUCAGGGGACGCUGGCUUUUUUUGUCAGUAGAGGAGCAAAAAAAAAAAUCUGUUUUUGUGUGCGUUGUGUGUGCAUGUGCAUAUGGAGAUGAGGAGAUGCCCUUUUUUCUAGAAACAUUUGGCAGUGCAUGACACGACCUGUGGAAUAACGCCUGCUUUUUUGCUUCUUUCCUAAAAGAGGUUAAAAUUCAGGAUUUUUUUGUCAUUGGGAAGCUUUUCUGUGAACAUUUGGAAUAUUUUUGUUUUUAAAGCAACCUUGGGUAUCUUAUUAUUUCUGUAAUUAUUAUUAAUAUUAAUAUUACAUACAUUUUCAAGCUAAAACAGGGGUAUGAAAAAGUUGCAAUGCACUGUACCCUUAAGGGUACCUCAUUCCUAGAAGUGUGGGAUUGACUCCAUGGAAGAAAUGCAUGGACGUGUUUCAUGCUUGAGCUACUGAGAGCAAAGAUGAACCCGAGAAGUAGUUCAAAAUGAUUUGUAUCCAUGUAUUUUCCAUUAGGGUGCAAGAUCGUGUUAUUUAAUGCUCACGCUGUGUAGGCGACAUCUACUUAAAUUGAACAUUAUCUUCAACUGAAGCACGCUGGACCCCUGGGUCCCCUUCUUGGGGGGUCUCAUUUAAGUUGUCCCUGACUUUUUUUUUUUUUGGACCUGGAUAUAAGCUAAUUAAAGGUUUAUUUUUAUUUUAUUGCUCCACAACCGUUUUUUUUUUUUUUUUUUUUGGACACACCAGAGGUGGAUUUAAUUUUCCAGGAAAACUAAAACGUGUCGCGGAGCAGAAUGCGGCUGGACACAUCUGUGGUUGUUUUGGUCACUUUCGCCUACAUCGUGUGCCUCUGCGGAUCUCUACAUGGAGAAAUUUGCCCCAGCACGGAUAUCCGCAACAAUGCGACCCACCUGCGCCUUCUGGAGAACUGCACGGUGAUCGAGGGCCACCUGAAGAUCCUGCUCAUGUUCAAGCCCAGACUGGAGGACUUCCGGGGGAUAAGCUUCCCGAAGCUGGUCGUGAUCACGGAUUACCUGCUCCUCUUCCGUGUCUAUGGCGUGGAGAGUCUGGGUGACCUCUUCCCGAACCUCACCGUCAUCCGCGGCAACAAUCUCUUCUUCAACUACGCCCUGGUCCUGUUCGAAAUGAUCCAGCUGAAAGAAAUCGGCCUCCACAGCCUGACUAACAUCACUCGAGGAGCGGUGCGCAUCGAGAAGAACCCCAACCUCUGCUAUUUGUCCACCCUCGACUGGUCCAAGAUCUCCGACUCGGUGGAGGACAACUUCAUUGUGGCUAACAAAGAUGAGCGGGAGUGCGGAGACAUUUGCCCGGGUACCAUCACGGGGACGAUAACCUGCAAACAGACCACCAUCAACGGGAAUUUCGGCGAGCGUUGCUGGAAUCAGAACCAUUGCCAAAGAAUUUGCCCUUCCGAAUGCGUCCACGGUGCUUGUACCCCCCAUAAAGAGUGCUGUCACGACCAGUGUCUGGGCGGCUGCUCUGUGCCAGGGAACUCGACCAAAUGCGUGGCUUGUCGCAACUUCCUGUUCGGUGACACCUGUGUGGAGCGCUGCCCGCCGGGCUACUACACCUUCAAGGGAUGGCGCUGCGUGUCCUUUAAAUUCUGCCAGGACCUCCACAACCAGUGCAAGGGCAAGAGCGGUGACUGCCACGAAUACGUCAUCCACAAUGGAGCCUGUAUCCCAGAAUGCCCAUCUGGAUACACCACCAUGAACUCCACCUCGUUGAACUGCACACCGUGCACCGGUCGGUGUCCCAAACUGUGUACGGGGGUGAAGACGGUGGACUCGGUCACCGCCGCUCAAGCUCUGCGCGGCUGUACGGUGCUCAACGGCAGUCUGACCAUCAAGAUCAGCAAAGGAAACAAUAUCGCCGCCGAGCUGGAGUCUAGUCUGGGUCAGCUGGAGGAGAUCACGGGCUAUCUGAGCAUCCGCAGAGCCUACGCUCUCGUCUCGCUCUCCUUCCUCCGCAAGCUGCGCGUCAUUCGCGGAGAAACGCUGGAGAACGAGAACUUUUCUUUCAACGCCUUUGACAACCAGAACCUGCGACAGCUGUGGGACUGGAACAAACACAGCCUCACCAUCCUCAAUGGCAGGAUGUACUUCGGCUACAACUCCAAGCUCUGUAAGUCUGAGAUUCUCCGGAUGGAAGAAGUGACCGGGACCAAGAACAGGAAGAACGACAUCAACAUCCCGGCGUAUGCGGACCUGGCCUUCUGUGAAAAUCAAGUUCUUAAUUUUACGCUUAUCCGUACGAUGUCCGACAAAAUCCUCAUUCAGUGGCAAGCGUUCUGGCCCUCGGACUUCAGAGACCUGCUGGGAUUCAUGGUCUUCUACAAGGAAGCUCCUUAUAAGAACGUGACUGAAUACGACGGGCAGGAUGCCUGUGGCUCUAACAGCUGGGCGAUCGCAGACGUGGAGCCUCCUGAACGCAGCUCCGAGGGCAAAGCCCAGAGCGAGCCGGGUCUCCUCAUCAAUGCUCUGAAGCCCUGGACCCAGUACGCCAUCAUGGUCAAAACCCAACUCGCCGCCUCUGACGACCACCUUGUCCGCGGGGCCAAAAGCGAGAUCAUCUACGUCCGCACCAACGCCACGCGACCCUCGGUACCACUGGACCCCAUUUCCUGGUCCAACUCCUCCUCCGAGAUCAUUCUCAAGUGGAAACCGCCCUCCGACCCCAACGGCAACAUCACCCACUACAUCGUCUACUGCCAGAAGCAGGAUGAGGACAUCACACACUACAAGUUCGACUACUGCCAGCAAGGGAUGAAAGUGCCGUCCCAUACGCCGACGCACCACGACAUCGAAGAAGACCAGAAGUGGAACCAAACAGAGGUGACCGACCAGAAGGGCCACUGCUGCGCCUGUCCCAUAACAGAGACGCAGCUGAAGAAGGAGGCCGAAGAGAGCGAGUUCCGCAAGACCUUUGAAAACUACCUCCAUAAUGAAGUGUUUGAGCCCAGACCCCACCGACGGCGGCGCUCAGUUGGCGUGGCCAAUGCUACUUUGCCUAAUUUUGCAAGCACAUCAUCCAGCCUGCCCAACUUUUCCACCACGUCCAGCCCAGAGAAGGAAAAGAGUCAGAAGAUGGUAUUCAAAGCCAACUCCAAAGAGUUCAUGGUCAUCUCCAACCUGGUCCACUUCACCAGCUACCAGAUCGAGAUCCAGGCCUGCAACCAUCCCAUGGAUCCGAACCGCUGCAGCAUGCCGACAUACGUCAACGCCCGCACCCUGCCUGAACUAAAAGCUGACAAUAUCGUUGGGAAAGUGACUCACGAAUUUUUUCCCGAUGAACCGGACUUUGUCUACAUCAGAUGGCAGGAGCCGAAAGCACCCAAUGGCAUGAUCAUACUGUAUGAAGUCAAAUACAUGAGGAUGUCAGAUAACUCUGAGGAUCAAAUCUGUGUGUCCAGAAUCACUUAUGAAAAAAUGAAUGGCUAUCGAUUACGAGUAGGGCAUCCUGGGAAUUACAGUGUGAGAAUACGUGCCACUUCACUGGCCAGCAAUGGCUCUUGGACGGAGCCUGCAUACUUCUUUGUUCAAGACAGGGAUGUGAACAUGAAAGUCAUUAUCGGCCCGCUUAUCUGCUUCAUUGUACUGCUGUUUCUGGCCAGUUCCGUCUUCAUUGUCCUUAGGAAGAAACAAACUGAAGGACCGACUGGUCCACUGAUUGCUUCCUCGAACCCAGAAUAUUUAAGUGCAAAUGAUGUGUACAUCCCAGAUGAAUGGGAGGUGCCACGGGAGAAGAUCAACGUUAUGAGAGAGCUUGGUCAGGGAUCGUUUGGAAUGGUGUACGAAGGCAUUGCUAAAGACAUUGUGAAGGGCGAACCGGAUACGCGAGUGGCCGUUAAAACGGUCAACGAGUCGGCGAGCCUGCGCGAGAGGAUUGAGUUCCUCAACGAGGCUUCAGUCAUGAAAGCCUUUAACUGCCAUCACGUGGUCCGCUUGCUCGGUGUGGUAUCUAAGGGGCAACCGUCAUUGGUCGUCAUGGAACUGAUGACGCACGGAGAUCUGAAAAGCUACCUGCGUAGCCUGAGACCUGAUUCAGAGAAUAACCCAGGUCGCCCACCGCCAACCUUGAAGGAGAUGAUCCAAAUGGCAGCUGAGAUAGCAGAUGGCAUGGCGUACCUCAACGCUAAGAAGUUCGUCCACAGAGACCUCGCUGCCAGAAACUGCAUGGUGGCUGAAGAUUUCACUGUGAAAAUUGGAGACUUUGGUAUGACGCGAGACAUCUACGAGACUGAUUACUAUCGCAAGGGUGGAAAGGGCUUAUUGCCUGUCAGAUGGAUGGCGCCAGAGUCCCUAAAAGAUGGCGUUUUCACCGCUCACUCAGACUGCUGGUCUUUCGGAGUGGUAUUAUGGGAGAUCAGCACACUUGCCGAGCAGCCUUACCAGGGACUGUCCAACGAGCAAGUGCUCAAGUUUGUCAUGGACGGAGGCUACCUGGACAGACCGGAGAACUGUCAAGAGAGAAUGCACAACCUCAUGCAGAUGUGUUGGCAGUACAACCCAAAGAUGCGGCCCACCUUCCUCGAGAUCAUUGAGAUGAUCAAGGAGGACCUGCAUCCUUCUUUCCAAGAGGUCUCCUUUUUCUACAGCGAGGAGAACAAGCCUCCUGAGACCGAGGAGUUCGACAUGGACUUCGAGAACAUGGAGAGCAUACCACUGGACCCCUCAUCCUAUUCCCAACGCGAGGAGAGCCUCAGUAGAGACAACGGCCCCUCGGUGGGCCUACGGGGCAAUUAUGAGGAGCAUGUGCCCUAUACGCAUAUGAACGGUGGAAAGAAAAAUGGCCGAAUUCUGUCUUUACCCAGAUCUAAUCCGUCCUAACAUUUGCUUCGGCUUUUUCUUUUUUUUUUUCAAGAAAAGUUUUUAAAUGCGUUAUUUUUGCAGAGGCCCUUAAAGAUACAGAUCUCAGGUCUUUUGUUGUUGUUGUUGUUGUUUCCGUCUCACGGCUACACUAGUAUGGUUACAACGAAAACGGACGUUAUUUCGCCCAUCAUCCGACACACCAUUCGCUUUCUGACACUUUUACACUUUUGCCAAGUUUCCAAAACAGUUUGGUUGGGCGGUGGGGAAAAGCAAACUGUGAACAUGACUAAAUCAACCAGAAAAGCUGCUUCGGCUACAUCACCUCAAGUCCACUUCCUUCUCC